AUGGCGUCGUAAAUGUCUUAUUUAAACUGAAUGUUAUCACGUCAGUUCCAUUUGAAUAGUUUAGGGUUAAUAAAUCAAAUCUGUGUGGAGCUGAUUUAUACUUCAGCUUAUUCAAUCAAAAAGUAAACGGCCAGAAGCGUCUCGCGGGCGCCCUCUGUCGGUGAGUCCGGUCUCUGCAGCGGGAGCGGCGCGGAGCAGAACAGCCGAACCGAGCCGAUUCCGCUCUGAAUCAUGUCCGACGACGAGCAGCUGCCGUCCGGAUGGGAGAAGCGCAUGAGCCGGAGUUCAGGGCGAGUGUAUUACUUCAAUCACAUCACGAAUGCGAGUCAGUGGGAGCGUCCGAGCGGAUCGGGGGCCGACGGGGUCAGUGAGGUGGAGAAGGUGCGCUGCUCUCAUCUGCUGGUCAAACACAACCAGUCACGCCGACCGUCCUCCUGGAGAGAGGAGAACAUCACACGCAGCAGAGACGAGGCACUGGAGCUCAUCCACAAGUACAUCGAGCAGAUCAAGUCUGGCCAGGAGGACUUUGAGAGUUUGGCGUCUCAGUUCAGUGACUGCAGCUCGGCGAGGAACGGAGGAGACCUGGGCUUGUUUGGGAGAGGUCAAAUGCAGAGGCCGUUUGAAGACGUCUCGUUCGCGCUGAAGGUCGGAGACAUGAGCGGCCCAGUGUUCACCGACUCUGGAGUUCACAUCAUCCUGAGAACCGGAUAACUUCACGAUCAUCCGCUCAUCCCGCAGAUAACACACACAUUACACACACUAUCCCAGGAUCC
Messenger RNA from Carassius carassius (crucian carp), 773 nucleotides. RefSeq names its product peptidylprolyl cis/trans isomerase, NIMA-interacting 1 (gene pin1). Gene Ontology annotation, cellular component: nucleus; cytosol. The transcript is spliced from 5 exons. Bases 232 to 711 code for a protein of 159 amino acids. Gene Ontology annotation, molecular function: peptidyl-prolyl cis-trans isomerase activity; protein binding. Lineage: Eukaryota; Metazoa; Chordata; Actinopteri; Cypriniformes; Cyprinidae. The record is from RefSeq and is a predicted model, not a curated record.